AGCCCCAACCCAACUGGGCUUAAGUAGCCUCACGGAAUCUGAUCUGAGACUCUUGGAUUUCUGAACUUGCUACAGUCCUGAUCCUAGGAUCCUCUUCAAUUCCAACAACAAUGCUACGUCAGACACUUUACAGAUUUGGACAAAAGCUGAUAUGCAGACGUAACCUACAGCAAGACAUAGCUGAAACUGCCCCUACAAGAAACCUGAGAACUCUGGAUUUAGUGGCCCUGGGUUUGGGCCACACAGUGGGUGUAGGUGUGUAUGUGCUGGCUGGUGAGGUGGCCAGCAAUCAAGCAGGACCAUCUGCUAUGAUCUGCUUUUUGAUGGCCGGAUUAUCUUCCGUGUUGGCUGGGCUGUGCUUUGCAGAGUUUGGUGCCCGUGUUCCUUAUUCUGGAUCUGCAUAUCUCUACAGCUAUGUCACUGUAGGUGAACUCUGGGCUUUCAUCACUGGCUGGAACCUCAUUCUGUUCUAUGUUGCUGGUACAGCCAUUGUGGUCUGUGCCUGGACCUUAGUUUUUGACAACCUCCCUGGGAAUGAGAUCUUUCAAACCCUGCGUGAGAGUAUCUCACCCCAUGUUCCUCAUGUUUUUUUACAAUAUCUGGACUUCUUUGUUGUGGGCCUUGUGUUGUUAUUCAUUGGAUUGCUGACUUUCAGGAAUAGUGAGAUUUUCCUGGUUAUCAAAGUGUUUGCAAUGCUGAAAAUUUUGGUUCUUGGUUUUGUCAUCAUCUCUGGCUUCAUUAAGGGGGAUCUGCACAACUGGAGGCUCACAGAAGAGGACUACAUAAUGGCUGAACUCAAUGGCACCUCUAGCUUGGGCCCUCUGGGCUCUGGAGGAUUUGUACCUUUUGGCUUUGAGGGGAUUCUCCGUGGAGCAGCUACCUGUUUCUAUGCACUUAUUGGCUUUGACAACAUUGUUACCAGAGUUGAAGAAGUCCAGAAUCCCCAACGUUCCAUUCCCAUGGGCAUUGUGAUUUCACUGUUCAUCAGCUCUUUGAUGUACUUUGGUAUCUCUUCAGCACUUACACUUAUGGUGCCUUACUACAAGCUUCAACGUGGGAGCACCUUGCCUGAGGCAUUUCUCCAUAUUGGCUGGGCCCCUGCCUACUAUGUUAUAGCUUUUGGAUUCCUCUGUAGUCUUUCUGCCAGCCUCUUGGGCUUUAUGUUCCCCAUACGUCAGAAAACCCGAAGCAAAGCUCCUGGAAGCAGGAGGCAGGACGACCUGCCCGUGAUAUGAAGGCAGACACAGCACAGGAACCAUUCUACCUCUCCAACUUCCAAUGCCAGUACCCUCUUCUAGAAAAGAAUAC
Messenger RNA from Suricata suricatta (meerkat), 1308 nucleotides. RefSeq names its product cationic amino acid transporter 3-like. Gene Ontology annotation, molecular function: amino acid transmembrane transporter activity. Gene Ontology annotation, biological process: amino acid transport; transmembrane transport. The coding region runs from base 111 to 1235 and encodes 374 amino acids. Lineage: Eukaryota; Metazoa; Chordata; Mammalia; Carnivora; Herpestidae. Gene Ontology annotation, cellular component: plasma membrane. The transcript has 2 exons. The record is from RefSeq and is a predicted model, not a curated record.